AUGUUGCGCUCGCUCUCUUCCAAGCUUCCUGUCAUCAGGUCAGCCACACGCGCCUUCUCGUCCUCCGUACCGGACUCGCAUCUGUUAGUGAUCAACGCUGGUAGCUCGUCGCUCAAGUACUCGCUGUUCGGCUUAGAGCCCGAAGGUGUGGGUGCUGCCGUGUUCACGGGUCUCGUGGAGCUGUCCACGCCCAGCAGUAAGAAUGGCCGCAUCACGCACAAGACGCUGGCCACUGGCAAGAAAGAGCAGAUCGAGUUGCCGUUGGACACGCACCGUACGGCCCUCGAGACCGCCGUGGGCAAGUUCUUCGGCUCGGAUCUGGAAGGAAUCAAGGCCGUGGGCCACCGUGUUGUGCACGGCGGUGAGGCCUUUAGCCGUGCGUCACUCGUAGACAAUCAGGUGGUCGAGGCCAUCAAGGCCAACAUUAAACUAGCCCCACUGCACAACCCCGGUAACCUCCUGGGUAUUGAGGUGGCCACCGAGGUCUUUGGCCCGUGUCCGCAAGUCGUGGUCUUCGACACGGCCUUCCACGCCACUAUGCCGCCCAAGGCCUUCACGUACGGUAUCCCACACAAACUCUACGAGGACUUUGGCGUGCGUCGCUACGGUUUCCACGGUACCAGCCACCAGUUCGUGGCCAAGAAGGCCGCUGCUAUCCUUGGCAAGCCCGUGGAACACUGCAACUUUGUUACAUGCCACUUAGGCAAUGGCUCUAGUCUUGCUGCCAUUAGCAAGGGUCGGUGCAUUGACACCAGCAUGGGUAUGACACCGCUUGAGGGUCUUGUCAUGGGCACACGCUGUGGCGACGUCGACCCUGCGCUCCACGCGUUCUUAUGCAAGGAACUUGACAUGACUAUCCAGGAAGUUGACACUAUGCUCAACAAGAAGAGCGGGUUGCUUGGUAUCUGUGAUGAGAGCGAUAUUCGUGUUAUCCAGGACCGCGUACGUGCUGGCAACGACCCUGUUGCCUCUUUGGCGCUCGAUGUGUUUGCCCACCGUGUCCGUAAGUACCUCGGUGCGUACGCUUUGGAGCUGGGUGGUGACCUGGACGCUGUCAUUUUCACGGCUGGUAUUGGCGAGAGCUCGGCUAUGAUCCGUGAGCGUGUGUGUCGUAAUUUGGGCUUCCUUGGCAUUGAGCUGAACGAGGACAAGAACGCUGUGUCCGUGAUGGGCUCAGGCCCGGUGGAGAUUCAGGCCGACGACGCCAAGACCAAGGUGAUGGUCGUUAACACGGAUGAGGAACGCAGCAUCGCCGAGCAGACGUAUGAGAUCGCACUCAAGAACUAAGUUGCAAUUGCUUUUUGAAUAGUUUCGGUUGACAAUCAUUCUCGAAAGUCUUGUUGCACUUGUUGCAUCUGGAAUGACACAAAGGCAAAAUGGUGAGAAUAUAAAAUAUGUUUGUUCA
Messenger RNA from Phytophthora infestans T30-4, 1405 nucleotides. Its product is annotated as acetate kinase. The transcript has a single exon. Lineage: Eukaryota; Oomycota; Peronosporomycetes; Peronosporales; Peronosporaceae. Gene Ontology annotation, biological process: acetate metabolic process; phosphorylation. Bases 1 to 1287 code for a protein of 428 amino acids. Gene Ontology annotation, molecular function: acetate kinase activity. The record is from RefSeq and is a predicted model, not a curated record.